Messenger RNA from Cyphellophora europaea CBS 101466, 636 nucleotides. RefSeq lists its product as uncharacterized. Gene Ontology annotation, molecular function: protein binding. The coding region runs from base 1 to 636 and encodes 211 amino acids. The transcript has a single exon. Lineage: Eukaryota; Fungi; Ascomycota; Eurotiomycetes; Chaetothyriales; Cyphellophoraceae. The record is from RefSeq and is a predicted model, not a curated record.
AUGCCUUCCGCGAACCGCGUCACCCUCCCAGAGGAGAACAUCGACGACCUGAUCUACCUCGCUCGUGCCAGCGAACUGACAGAACUGCAAUCCACCCUCGAAGACCUGACAAAACAGCACUCCUGUACACCCACCGACCUGCUCUCCGCCGCCAUCGAACCAGCCUCGGGCAACUCCCUCCUCCACUACCCCGCUGCCAACGGCGCCAUCGCGCUCGUCUCGCACCUCCUCUCCCUCGUACAGCCGCAACACGCGCCCUCAUCCACCGCCACAUCUAAGCCGGCGCCGCAAGUAGCACAGAUCCUCAAUCAUAGCAACGCGAGUGGCAACACCCCCCUGCACUGGGCCGCACUCAAUGGGCACCUAGAAGUCGUGCAGGCGCUGGUAACUGCGGGUGCGGACCCGGGCGUUCGUAACGGCGCGGGACGCGACGUCAUAGUCGAGGCAGAGAUGAGUGGGAAGGAGGAGGGCGUCAAGUGCGCCGAGUGGCUGCUGGGAAGCUGGGAGGGUGUGGAGAGUGGUGUGGGUGGUGCUGAGGUUGCUGAGGGGGAUGAGACUAGUGCUGUCGACGGCGAGGGGUCGGCGGGUGCGGAAAUAAAAGAAGGCGAACACAAAGACGAAGAAGCCUCGCGUUGA